Molecule: messenger RNA, 1719 nt
Organism: Aspergillus candidus
Lineage: Eukaryota; Fungi; Ascomycota; Eurotiomycetes; Eurotiales; Aspergillaceae
Product: acyl--CoA ligase
Exons: 3
Coding region: 31-1719 (562 amino acids)
Biological process (GO): secondary metabolic process
Molecular function (GO): CoA-ligase activity
Source: RefSeq, a predicted model, not a curated record
CCCCUCUCCAUUUCCCCGCAUCUGGCCGCCAUGCCUGUCGCUUCUUCCUACCCGCCGGUCGACAUCCCCAAUGUCGACCUCUGGACGUUUUUGCUGGAGCGCAAGGAUAGGCAGUUCCCCGAUGACAAAAUCAUUUACCAAGAUGCCGACACUCAGCGGUUCUACACUUUCGGCGGCCUGAAGGACGCGGCGCUUUCAUUCGGAAAGGGCCUGAAAGCCACGUACGAGUGGAAAAAAGGCGACGUGCUCGCCCUGUUCACUCCCAACAGCAUUGACACCCCGGCGGUGAUGUACGGGUGCCAUUGGGCCGGCGGUGUGGUUUCCCCGGCCAACCCGGCUUACACCGUUGAGGAGCUGGCCUUCCAGCUGAAGAACUCGGGCGCCAAGGCCCUCAUCACACAGGCCGCGCAGCUGCCGGUCGCCACCAAGGCUGCCCAGCAGGCGGGGAUCCCCGACGACCAUAUCAUUCUGAUCGGCGACGAGCGUGACCCCUCGGGCAAGUUCAAGCACUUUACCUCGGUGCGCAACAUCUCGGGCGCGACCCGGUUCCGCAAGACGAAGAUCAACCCUGAGAAGGAUUUAUCGUUUUUGGUUUACUCGUCUGGUACGACGGGUGUGCCCAAGGGUGUCAUGCUGUCGCAUCGCAAUAUUGUCGCCAAUACUCUGCAGCUGGCUGCUGGGGAGGCGGGCAACUUGAAGUGGAAUGGUGGUGCGGACGGGGAAGGCGAUAAGAUCUUGGCGUUUCUGCCUUUCUUCCACAUUUAUGGCCUGACAUGUCUGGUCCACCAAACCCUCUUCCAGGGCUACCGCCUGGUCGUCAUGGCCAAGUUCGACCUGGAGAAGUGGUGCUCGCACGUACAAAACUACCGCAUUACAUUCAGCUACGUCGUGCCGCCCGUCGUCCUGCUCCUGAGCAAGAGCCCCGUGGUAGACAAGUACGACCUGUCGAGCAUGCGGAUGAUGAACUGCGGGGCCGCCCCGCUGACGCAAGAGCUGGUGGAGGCCGUGUACGCGCGAAUCAAGACGGGGAUCAAGCAAGGGUACGGGCUCAGCGAGACCAGCCCGACGACGCACACGCAGCCGUGGGAGGAGUGGCGGACAACGAUCGGCGCGGUGGGCAAACUGCUCCCCAACCUGGAAGCCAAGUACAUGACGAUGCCGGAGGACGGGUCGGCACCGCAGGAGGUGCCGGUCGGCGAGGUGGGUGAGCUGUACAUGCGGGGCCCCAACAUCUUCCUCGGAUACCACAACAACCCGGCCGCGACGGCCGACUGUCUGUCCGCCGACGGGUGGUUCCAGACCGGCGACGUCGGGUACCAGAAUCGCGACGGGGCGUUCUUCAUCACGGAUCGCGUCAAGGAGCUCAUCAAGUACAAGGGGUUCCAGGUGGCGCCGGCCGAGCUGGAGGGCAUCCUGGUGGAUAACGAGGCGAUCGACGAUGUGGCCGUCAUCGGGGUGGAGAGCCAGGAGCACGGCACGGAGGUGCCGAUUGCGUUUGUGGUGCGCAGCGGCAAGAGCAAGGCGUCGGGGGUGGCCCCCGCGACGGAGGCGGAGAAGAUCGUGAAAUGGCUGGACGACAAGGUGGCUUACCACAAGCGUCUGCGCGGAGGGGUGCGGUUUGUGGAUGAGAUCCCCAAGAGCGCCAGCGGGAAGAUCCUGCGUCGGGUGCUGAAGAAGCAGGCGCAGGAGGCGGCCGCGCCGCCCAAGGCCAAGCUGUAA